Sipha flava (yellow sugarcane aphid) is the source of this 3452-nucleotide messenger RNA. RefSeq names its product activated CDC42 kinase 1 (gene Ack). The transcript has 11 exons. Gene Ontology annotation, biological process: protein phosphorylation. The record is from RefSeq and is a predicted model, not a curated record. The coding region runs from base 485 to 3286 and encodes 933 amino acids. Gene Ontology annotation, molecular function: protein binding; protein tyrosine kinase activity; ATP binding. Lineage: Eukaryota; Metazoa; Arthropoda; Insecta; Hemiptera; Aphididae.
UCGUUGCCGCCGCCGCUGCUGCUGCUCCUGGUGUCCGGCGGUCUGGUUCUCCGAGCAAAACAACGUCGUCGUAUUGUUGUAUAUAUAUUAUAGUACCGCGCUCUCUCCCGUUGCAACGGAUACCCGACCGCGAUCGUAUCGACAAUAAACGGUAAAAAAAAAAAAAAAAUAAAUAUAUAUUUUAAUCGAGUUUCCCGUGACGGGGCCGCCCCCGCGUCAGCUCCGGUCGGUCAUCCAGUACCGUCCGGCCAUCGUUGUUACGCGGUCGUGUGUUCUCGUUUUUUUCCUUUUUUUUUUUUUUUUAUUUAUCAAUAUUUUCAGUAUUUAUUUUUUUUCGUGGAAAUACGCUACGACGAUGCCGAACGAGAAACCAAACGCUCCGAUUUCUCCGGCGGACGUAUGACCGCUACGCCUUAUGUUCUCCGAUUGUCGUCACGAUUUUCGCAUCGCACGUCUAGCAAUUGGAUGUUAACUGUAAAUAAAAAUGGCUCUUCCUAGUGAUGGAGAUGAUAAAGAAUGGCUUAUGAGCCUUUUAGUAGAUGUUCAACUAGAACAUUUCCAUACUCGAAUUAUCGAUGAACUUCAAAUAACUAGACUGUCUCAUUUUGAAUAUGUUAAACCUGAAGAUUUGGAAAAUAUCGGUAUUAGCAAACCAGCAGCUCGAAGAUUAUUGGAAGCUGUUAAGAAGCGAAAAGGUGCUGAACGGAGAUAUAAAAUUUUAUCAAUUUUGGGUGGAACUCAAGCUAGCAAACACUCAACUGGAACUGUAAAAAAGCAUGCUUCUACUACUCAAAUUACUCAACCAUCAGCUUUAUCUCUUACUUGUUUAAUUCUUGAAAAGGAUAUCAAGUUAUCUGAAAAAAUUGGUGAUGGUUCCUUUGGCAUUGUGAGUCGUGGAGAAUGGACUACUUCAACUGGACAGAUCCUUCCAGUUGCUGUCAAAAUGCUAAAACAAGAUGUACCAUCAUUGCCACAAAUGUUUGAAGAUUUUGUUAAAGAAGUUCAAUCCAUGCACACAUUAGAUCAUGUGCACCUUAUUAAGUUGUAUGGGAUUGUUUUAACUCAGCCAAUGAUGAUGGUUACUGAACUAGCUCCUUUAGGAAGUCUAAGAGAUUAUUUAAGAAAACAAUGUGGCCAUAUUUUGAUAACAGAUCUAUGGGAGUAUGCUUUACAAGUGGCUACUGGCAUGGAGUAUCUAGAGAAAAAACGAUGCAUACAUAGAGAUUUGGCAUGUAGAAAUAUAUUACUUACCACACCUCAUCAGGUCAAAAUUGGUGAUUUUGGUCUCAUGAGAUUAUUGCCAAUGGAAGAAGAUUGUUAUGUUAUGACUGAACGGCGUAGAGUACCAUUCCCUUGGUGUGCACCUGAAAGCUUACGUACACGACAAUUUUCACAUGCUUCUGAUACAUGGAUGUAUGGUGUAGUACUUUGGGAAAUGUUUACUGGUGGAGAAGAACCUUGGGCAGGUCUUGAUGCUUCUCAAGUACUUUCCAAAAUUCUUCGAGAACGAAAACGUUUAGAGCAACCAGAAGCUUGUCCGAUAAAUUUGUAUAGAUUAAUGCAACAAUGUUGGAUUUUAGACCCUGGUGAACGUCCAAGUUUUAAAAGUAUAAGAAAUUAUUUAAAAAGUAAUUCGCCAAACAUAGUCAAAGCUACAUCAAAUUUGGUAGCCAGUGAAUUUAGUGAUGAGCCAAGCAGAAUGAAUAUAGAAGAAGGAGAUAAGAUAAUUGUAAUUGAUGGUCAACCUGAUCAUUUCUGGUGGAAGGGACAAAAUUUGAGGACUUAUCAAAUUGGAAAUUUUGCAAGACGAUCAGUUGAUCCAAUGAGACGGAAAGCAUCAGAUGACAUUAGCAAACCCUUAAGAAAUUCUUUUAUACAUACUGGCCAUCACGGCGAUUCUAGUGGAAACAAUUGGGGUUUUCAUGAUAAAAUCGAUAAAGUUUAUUUGAAUAAUCCUAUGGAUCCUCCAGAUUUAUUAGGAGGUCCAAGAGUGGUUGAACCAGGCCCUCCUAUUCUGCCAAGUCGAAAAAAUACUAGUCCCAAAAAAAAUAUAGAUGUAGUCGAAAAAAAUUUAAGAUGUAAAGCAGAAAAGUCCAAAAAUACUGUGCUUACAUCUAUUCUUCCAAGUAAUAGACAAUUUAACUACUCUAAGCUUCCAGAUAAUCGUAAAAGGAGCUUAAGACCUGCUCCUGGUAGACCUCCAGGCCCAUUUCCUCAGUUUUCUACUGGUGAACAAGUUUUAGUCGAUUUAGAUGGAUGUACUCCACCCCCAGUAAAUUAUAACAACAGUAGUACUUCAUCCAUGAACUCAAAUUUAUCUAUUCUAGACCAACCAAUUGAUGUUGCAGAAACUGAUAAUUCUUCUGAACCUUUUGAUUAUCAUCAUUCAUACUCGAAUGUCAGCGGAUUGUUUUCAUCUGAACAAUCUACUGAUCCAUUUGAUACUUCAAUAUUUGAUACUGCUACUGGAGCUGUUCAUAAUUUUCCUUCUUAUUCUGAUAUACCUAAUAUACAAGCAAAUGAGCCUGUGAUGGAUAAUACGCCCAAACUUGAUAUGAAUUUUAUUGCUGAACUUGAAAAAAAUUUAGGUAAAAAAGAAGCUCAAGCCAACACUAAUAAUCAAGUUGUUUUGGCGCCUCCAAAUGUUGUUCCAAAAAAAUUGAAUACAGAACAUUUAAAUUCAGCUAUUCCUCGACCAUCAAGCUCCAUUAGUACACACUCAAAUAGUGCUAGUGUUAGUUAUUAUUCAACCACUGAUCUUGAUAUGUCAUCAUUUAUCUCCAAGUAUGAUUCAGAUCCAAUCUAUGCAGCAAAUCUAAAUAUGGCAGAAAAUAAGGUUAAAGAGCUGUGUAUAAGUGAUAUACCAUCAAACAAAAACACCAACAACACUUCUUCAAAUUGUUUUAGAAAUGAUUUGUAUUCAAAUAGAAAGACUGAUAAUUUAACUGUUGCAUCAAAUUAUAGCUCACCAUAUUAUAGUCCUCCGGUAGACAUGUCUAGAUAUUACAGUCAAACUCCUAACAUGUAUCAAAUUGUUCCAGAGCCAAAUACAUCCGAUUCAUCAGUAUCACAGCUUUGUAAUUAUUUCAAUAAUUCAGUAACUGAAGAAGAAUGUUUAGAUGCUUUGGAGGCAACAUCUUGGAAUUUUCAGGAAAGUGUGAAACAUCUAAAAAUUAAUAAUUUAUUGAGAUUAGGAAUGGCAUCCAGAGAAGCUUGUGUAACUGCUUUAAACAACUGUAAUUGGAAUGUGGAAGAAGCUGCUUCUACUCUAUGUGAUACUGUUUGAUCUACUACUUGUGUAAUGAAAAUAUUUUUCUUCUCAUACCAAGAAACAAAUAUUUUAUUAUUCCCUAAGGGAAAUGUUAACUAUUGAAUUUAUUAAUUUGUGUACUAUAUAUAUUAAAAUUAAGUAUACCUGUGAUAAAAACUAUUUCCAUGUGGACCUAGGUUAU